AUGUCCGACAAGCCGAAAGUGGAUUUGAGGUGGAGAAAAAUAAAAGAACACACUUGGGAGGAAAAAACUCCACAAACUCGAAAUGAUCCUGCUUCUGUCGGGACUCCAGGAACGUCAGAUAAACCAGUCAUCGAAACUCAAACUGGUCCAGCAACUGACACAAACCAGAAACCUGUCACGGUAAUGAAUAACCAAUCUAAUCGUGUGUAG
Molecule: messenger RNA, 210 nt
Organism: Caenorhabditis remanei
Lineage: Eukaryota; Metazoa; Nematoda; Chromadorea; Rhabditida; Rhabditidae
Exons: 1
Coding region: 1-210 (69 amino acids)
Source: RefSeq, a predicted model, not a curated record